GCCAGUCCAUGGGUGACAAGGAAUGCUCAGAUGGACAGACAACUGAGUAACACCCCUAGCAGUAGUCACCAUAAUGCCAACAACAGUCUAACUUGGUCUAAUCAACAACAGGCUAGCAGUAGUUGCUGGAGGCCGAGCACUGUGACUUCUCCUUCGCAAAAUGUAUUAAAUCAGUGCCCUCUUCCAGAUCUGGUGACUCCACGUAGACAAGCCCGUAAACAGUGUUGUGGUUUAUUAGCAACGCACAGCGUUGCAAUUAGGUGGUUAGUUGUUGUUAUAGCUGCUUUAGGACUUUUAUGUUCCGUGGUUGGAACGAUAGUUGGAGUAGUAAAAGCAACUGGAAGGGAACAUCUCACUGUAGCGCUACUUCUGAUAGGUCUAGGCAUCGUACUAGUAUCGAUGAGUGGCGUGGCAUGGCGUCUCACAUCUAGAGAGUCUCCCUCUUGCAGAGCUAUGUUCGGUCUGAGGAGGGCGAGACAUGAACCCCAUAGGAGGUUUGUUCCCAGGGUGCCUCAUUACGGAAGGCCGCAUCCUUUUAGUGCAAUGCUUUAUCCGGAUAUAACGCUUCGACCACCACCUCCUUCAUACCAGGCUUCGAUGCAAGAGUACCGACUGCGUCUUUUGUUAAUGGACAGACAGACACCUCCUGCUACGCAUCCACCGCCUCCUCAACCACCACCUCCUCCUCCCAUGUAUAGAGGACCAGCGACUGUGUAUCCUAGAUUCCCAGUGAACAUUGGGAUCUCGGAUUACAGCAGACCUCCUAGUUACCGUUCCAGACCAAGCUCUGCGGGUCAACCCAGUCCAGUAGGGCCGGAGGAUGUGGAAUUGAUCAAUAAUCCUUCUACAUCAAGCUCACAUCACCUUCCCAGUGAUGUCAUUUCUUCCUUAACGGUCGUCUCCUCGGCUGCGACGCAAAACACAGUUCGAUCAACGCCCUCUGUCGCCACAUCGAACAACCAUGUUGAAGUUGUUGCUCAAGUGUAACAAUAGAUGGCGACACUAUACGAAAAACUUUUCUGAGCCGUUGAACAGUGACUGUCAGCAGCACAGCCAACGACGGGAAAGUCUAUUUUUCGCUCUCUGAAUUUAUCUGUUGGACUGUAAAUACUUAAUUGUCUUAAGUCAUGCACAUUGUACUGUAAUAUGGAUUAAUGAUCGCUUCUACAUGAAAUCAAUAUUCUGAACCUUAUAACUAAAUAAGUUCUUGACAUAUCUAAUAAAUGGUCGAAACUGGAGUUCUUCCACAUAGUAAUUUAUUUAAAAUGCUUAAAUUAAUUUUUUUAUCAGUAUUUUGAUUUUUCUAAUGAAAAAUAUAUUUCCUUCUCUUUUGAUAUGUAUUGCAAUAGCACUUACUCUGAGGACCAAUUUUGCAACUUUCUUUAUUUGUCAAUAAUGUUUAUUCAGAGAAAUGUUUUCUUAAUUAAAUAUUAUAUGUAUAUAUAUGUAAAUGAACUCAAAAAUAUUUAACAAAGAAGUUCACUUGUACAUUAGAAGAGAACCAUCUUAAAAACUAAUCCAUGUGGCUGCUGUUUUCCUGAAAUGUAUUAAGCAUGCUUUAUGUAAGCAACAUUAAUUUCAUGCUAUUAAUAUAUUAAUUAACCAAGACAAACUCAUCCUUCAUAAUAAAGAAAAUUCUGUGAGGGGUAUUCAACUAAUUUAUGCUGCCCAGUGUAAUAAAAAAGUCUAUGCAAUCAUUUGAAAAUGUAAUGUUGCAUCUUAGUAUCAUUUAUUUUGCAGUAAGUCAUUCCAUUAGUAUUUCAGGUAAAAUUUUGGCAUAGUAGUUUAUGAAGAAAUCCCAAAAGUGACUUGAAAAUUCACAGUUGAUAAUGAUUUUAUGUUUCAUAUUUAAGUAAAUCUUGACUGUAUGGUUAAGGUAUGUUAAAAUUUUGACAGUAUGCUCAUAUAAAUACAGAAGAAAUUAUUCUUGUCUAGUUGUAAUAUUUAGUAUUCUAAUCAAAAGUUGAAUUAGAACUAAAUUUAAGGAAUGAUGAAAAGUUAUUCAUAAUGUAACUUGAAGAACUGGGCAUCCCUAUUGUAUUCUUUCAAGAAGUUCUCCCAUUUGUGUAAAGCAUUAGUCAGCACAAAUAAAAAUUAUCAGCAUUUUUGAGAAACUGGGACUGUUAAAUUUAUGCAAUGUAAAUGUGAUAAAAAGUUUCCUAUGCACAUGAUAUAUUAUUAUAUGACAUAACAUUUGACUUUAUAAUAUGAAGUCAUUUUUAAUUGUGAUGUUCACCAGUAACAAAACAUCUAGCAAUAAACUUAAUUCUCUAUUACCAGUUUUAUAAUAUGACCAAAUGUAAAGCAGUGGAGUAUUUGUCAUGUGAAGAAAACUAAUUUGUCAAUUUCAUUGAACCAACAGCAGUGAAAGCAGGAGCUCUCAAACGGGAGCUUCUCACCCUCAUUUCAUAAUUUCAGGAGAGGGGAUGUAGUGAGCUUUUUAUUUACCUAUAACUAUUUAGUUAUAAUUAAUGAAUAUAUUAAAAAAAAACUACUUAUAUUUCAGUUUUGAUAUUUAUCAAUCUUUUCUAUACCUUUUUGUUGUUUAAUUUAUAAAAACAUUUUAAAAAGGUAAUCUAAAUUGAAAUAAAUGUGUAUGCAUUUUUCAGGUUUGGGAUAGGAGAGGGGGGGAAAAGAUUGAGAAUGUCUGGUUAAAUUAUCCAUUUUAGAAAAUUCUCAUUACAUUUAGAUCAAUAUCCUGCUAAUGUGAUACUGUUAUUCCAAAAGGCAAUACUUUUGCCAUUUAAGCAUAUCUUUUGCAGUAAUGAAACAUGAAAUUAGUUUUUGAACAAAAUUUCAAGUGAAGAUUAAUAAGUAUUUUUAGUAAAUAAAAAAUGAGUAACAUUUAUGGUUCAUUCUCAAAGAGAAUAUAUAUAUAUACAAAUGAAUACUGUAUAUAUAUACAUGAACAUAUUACAAUUUAUACUAAGCCUGUCAGUUGUUACUAAUAAUGGUUAGAAAUCAAAUAUUGCUAUAUAUAGACUUUUUUAUAUAACCAAAGGGGGCUUAAAAGCAGUCAGUCAGCUAGAGAUAUAUUCUGUAUUAUUAAUAUUUUAAUUUAACUGUUUAAAGAAAAUUAGUAACAACUGAUAGAUACAGAUUUUAGAUUUUAUUUGUAAUGUUUCCAUAAGAAAACAUUGAUGUCAUAUGAUUUAAGUUUUUUUUUUUACUAAGAAGUUGAAAAAAAAAAGAGAUGUUUAAUAUCCUUUUUUAUACUUUCAAGAUAUGUAAUAAAACUAAACGCAGCUAUGCAAUAUUCACUAAAAUGUAACAAAAAUAUUAUUUCAAUCUUAUGGAAACUCUGUACAUGUGAAUAUUUUUGUACAGCAUAGAGAGAUCAUUGUGCCAUAAUCAUGUAUUUAUGUGUUGAUAUCAUAUAUUUGAAUAAAACUCCUGUAGAUAUAAGUGA
This is a messenger RNA of Stegodyphus dumicola, 3409 nucleotides long. RefSeq lists its product as uncharacterized. Lineage: Eukaryota; Metazoa; Arthropoda; Arachnida; Araneae; Eresidae. The record is from RefSeq and is a predicted model, not a curated record.